AUGGGUGACGCAUACGCCCACCAGACGUACGGCAAGACGCGCACCGAAUGGAUCGCCAACCUCGACACCGAGUACACGCCCGCGCGCGUCUACAGGCGCACCAGCAUCAUCUGCACCAUUGGGCCCAAGACAAACUCGGCAGAGAAGAUCAACAUGCUCCGCAAGGCCGGCUGCAACGUCGUCCGCAUGAACUUCUCCCACGGCAGCUAUGACUACCACCAGUCCGUCAUCGAUAACGCCCGCAAGGCCGAGAAAGAGCUGGCCGGUCGCCCUGUCGCUAUCGCCCUCGACACCAAGGGCCCGGAGAUCCGCACUGGCAACACUCCCGGCGACGAGGACAUCCCGAUCAGCGCUGGCACGGAGAUGAACAUCACCACCGACGACAAGUAUGCCACCGCUAGCGACAACAAGAACAUGUACGUCGACUACAAGAACAUUACCAAGGUCAUUGAGAAGGGCCGCACCAUCUACGUCGACGACGGCGUCCUCGCCUUCGAAGUCCUCGAGGUCGUCGACGACAAGACCCUGCGCUGCAAGGCUGUCAACAACGGCAAGAUCUCCUCCAAGAAGGGUGUCAACCUUCCCAAGACCGAUGUCGAUCUCCCAGCGCUCAGCGAGAAGGACCAGGCGGACUUGAAGUUCGGCGUCAAGAACAACGUCGACAUGGUGUUCGCGUCGUUCAUUCGCAGGAAGGAGGACAUUCUGCACAUUCGUGACGUCCUCGGCGACUCCGGCAAAGACAUCCAGAUCAUCGCCAAGAUCGAGAACCAGCAGGGAGUUAACAACUUCGACGAGAUUCUCGAGGUCACUGACGGUGUCAUGGUGGCCCGUGGUGAUCUGGGUAUUGAGAUUCCACCAGCGCAGGUCUUCAUCGCACAGAAGAUGAUGAUCACCAAGUGUAACCUUGCCGGCAAGCCUGUGAUCUGCGCCACUCAAAUGCUGGAGAGCAUGACUUACAACCCUCGCCCGACUCGUGCUGAGGUGAGCGACGUUGGCAAUGCUGUCCUCGACGGUGCCGAUUGUGUGAUGUUGAGUGGUGAGACGGCCAAGGGCAACUACCCGAAGGAGGCUGUUUCGAUGAUGCACGAGACCUGCUUGCUCGCAGAAGUCGCCAUCCCCUACGUCAACGCCUUUGACGAGCUGCGCCAGCUCGCCCCACGUCCAGUACCGACCACCGAGACCUGCGCCAUGUCCGCCGUCAGCGCGAGCUUGGAGCAGAACGCCGGUGCCAUCCUUGUCUUGACCACCAGCGGCAACUCCGCCCGCCUCAUCUCCAAAUACCGCCCCGUCUGCCCCAUCAUCAUGGUCACGCGCAACGCCCGCGCCUCGCGCUACUCGCACCUCUACCGCGGCGUCUACCCCUUCCUCUACCCCGAGGCCAAGCCGGAGUCCUUCAAGACCGUCCCGUGGCAGGAGGACGUCGACAAGCGCCUCAAGUGGGGCAUCAUGAACGCGAUCCAGCUGGGCAUCCUGAAGAAAGGCGAGGCGGUGAUUUGUGUGCAAGGGUGGCGCGGCGGGAUGGGGCAUACGAAUACGUUGCGUGUGGUGCCGGCGGAGGAGGAUUUGGGGUUGGAUCAGGACGCUUAG
Saxophila tyrrhenica is the source of this 1587-nucleotide messenger RNA. RefSeq names its product Pyruvate kinase (gene PYK1). Lineage: Eukaryota; Fungi; Ascomycota; Dothideomycetes; Mycosphaerellales; Extremaceae. Gene Ontology annotation, molecular function: potassium ion binding; magnesium ion binding; pyruvate kinase activity. The coding region runs from base 1 to 1587 and encodes 528 amino acids. Gene Ontology annotation, biological process: glycolytic process. Gene Ontology annotation, cellular component: cytoplasm. The transcript has 3 exons. The record is from RefSeq and is a predicted model, not a curated record.